This is a messenger RNA of Aspergillus oryzae RIB40, 345 nucleotides long. RefSeq lists its product as uncharacterized. Bases 1 to 345 code for a protein of 114 amino acids. The transcript has 2 exons. NCBI's taxonomy places the organism in Eukaryota, Fungi, Ascomycota, Eurotiomycetes, Eurotiales, Aspergillaceae. The record is from RefSeq and is a predicted model, not a curated record.
AUGCCCAACACUCUUGGUAACGGUGAAUGGCUCGAAGUUGGCCAGAGCCUUUGGAGUCAGAAUGGCCAGGUUGAGUUGAAAAUGCAGCACGAUGGCAAGAUCGCGGUCUACGUGAACGCGGAAUGUGUAUUCCAGAACACAGCCGACCAGAGGGACGAUGUCAAGGGUAUCCACAUGCAAGAGGACGGUAAUCUUGUUAUGUACACUCACGACGGCACUGCCAUCUGGCACACCAACACCGCCGCUCCAUCGGGCGACAGCACAACCAUCUGUGCAGUGCAGAAUGACGGUAAUGUUGUUCUGUACAAGGGCACGCCUCUCUGGGCCAGCAACACCGGUCACUGA